Molecule: messenger RNA, 1617 nt
Organism: Trypanosoma brucei brucei TREU927
Lineage: Eukaryota; Euglenozoa; Kinetoplastea; Trypanosomatida; Trypanosomatidae
Product: sphingosine phosphate lyase-like protein, putative
Exons: 1
Coding region: 1-1617 (538 amino acids)
Biological process (GO): carboxylic acid metabolic process; sphingolipid catabolic process
Cellular component (GO): endoplasmic reticulum
Molecular function (GO): sphinganine-1-phosphate aldolase activity; pyridoxal phosphate binding
Source: RefSeq, a predicted model, not a curated record
AUGUCGCUGUCAUGCUUUUUGGACAGGAGUCUUCAGGGGAAAAGACCGUCACACAUCGUGUGUCUCACCGUCGGCGCUAUCUUUGCAACCAAAGUCCUAAUUUAUGUGGCACGUGACGGCAGCAUCAUUAAGCGGUUACAUGCCGCAAAGUGGCGCGUUGUGAGGUUCUUUGUAGAGCCCAUUAUAAAGAAGGAAGUAAAGAAAAGUGCCGAAGGCAUAAAGAUGCCGUCAAAACCUGGAGAAUUUAAAGCCAAACGGCUACCGAAGGAGGGUUUUUCAGAUGAGGAGGUGAUCAACCUGGUUAGUGAGUUUCACCAAAAUCUCGAUAAAACCUUUGAGGAUGGCACUCUAAGCGGCGCAGUGUAUCAUGGAGAGCAUUCCCAUACUAAAUUGUUGAACCGUGUUGUUAAGAUGUUUGCGUGGAGCAACCCGCUGCAUUCUGAUGUUUUUGGGGCUGUGCGUAAAAUGGAGGCUGAGGUGGUGUCGAUGGUCGUUCACAUGUUCAACGGCCACCUACUUCCCGACGCAUGUGGUACCGUUACAUCGGGGGGUACGGAAAGUAUUGUUAUGGCUCUAAAGGCAUAUCGUGAUUGGGGACGGGCUCGCCGGGGGAUCGAGCGACCUUCUGUUAUUGUCGGCAUCACAGCACACCCAGCAUUUGAUAAGGGUGCGGAAUAUUUUGGCAUUAAUCUUGUAAAGAUACCUGUCGAUCCGAUCACGAAGCAGGUUGACGCGAAAGAAAUGGAGAAGUACAUCAGAUAUGACACAGUCGCUAUUGUAGGAUCGGCACCAACAUUUCCUCACGGUGUCAUUGAUCCCAUAGAGGAGUUGUCAGAGAUUGCAUGCCGGCACAACGUUGGUCUUCAUGUUGACUGUUGUUUGGGUGGUUUCAUUGUGCCAUUCAUGGCGAAGGCGGGGUUACCGGCACCGGUUGUGGACUUCCGCCUCCCCGGGGUUACUUCCAUCAGUUGUGAUACACACAAGUAUGGUUUUGCUCCCAAAGGUACAUCGACUGUUCUCUACAGAACACAGGAGUUGCGGUCCCACCAGUUCUGUUGCGUAGCGGACUGGCCUGGUGGCAUGUACUGUUCCCCAGCAGUUUGUGGUUCAAAGAAUGGAAGCGUCAUUGCUGGCGCCUGGGCAUCAAUGGUACGACUCGGAGAGGAGGGUUAUGUGGACUGCUGCCGGAAGAUUGUACAAACGAGGAUUAGGAUCACGGAUGCGUUAUCCAAACUGCCUUACAUACACAUUAUUGGGAAACCAACCGCUUGUGUUUUUGCCUUUGGAAGUAACAUAAUUGACAUUUUCGUUUUAAACGAAGAGUUGCGUAGCCGAGGUUGGGUUCUGAACUGCUUGCAAUUUCCAUCUGGUCUCCAAUUUUCUGUCACGCUACUGCAGACGGUUGGGGAAGUUGCUGAUCGCUUUAUAGAGGACGUUACGGAGAUUGGUGGCAGAAUGUUUGCGGAAUAUGAGGAUGCAACGAAGAAUGGCCGACGCCACGGUGCUGUCAACGCUAAAUCAACUAUUUACGGAUCACAGCAGAAGGUAAGCGACAGAACUAUAAUAAAGGAUGUGUUAAAAGAAUUUCUCAACAAGUACUACAGCACCGAACAUUAG